ACACACACACACACACACACCGUGAGCUCGUCAUCUCCACGAGACGGAAGUGAGGACUUGUAGUCGUUGGAGCUCCUGAUGGUGACAUGACAAAUCAAACAUCUGGCUGAGAAAACACAGAAACAGACGCACACAGAUUUUACCUGGAGGAAGUCUUCUGCACAGACACAAAGGAUGCACGGCCGAGUGAAGAUUAAAUCCACAGCCCAGCAGGAGGAGGAGAAGAGGAAGGAGCGGGAGAAGAAGCUGAAGAUAUACGUGGCCGCACGAGAUGCAUGUUUCUCAAAGAGGAAGGAGGGUAUUUGGGAUGACGAGGCUCUGCAGCUCACCCAGCAGCUGCUGUCAUCCAACCCUGACUUCGCAACCCUGUGGAACUACAGAAGAGAGAUCCUGAUGCACAUCGAGACCGUGAAGGACGAGGAUGAAGUGCAGAAGGUUUACGAGGCCGAGUUGUCUUUUCUCGAGUCUUGCCUGAAGGUGAACCCAAAGUCUUACGGCAGCUGGCACCACCGUGGUUGGGUCUCAGCCCGCUUGCCUCGCCCGGACUGGGCCAGAGAGCUGAGCCUGUGUGAUCGUUGUCUGAGCCUUGACGACCGCAACUUUCACUGCUGGGAUUACCGCCGGAUGGUAGUGAAGAUGUCAGGUGUGCCUGUAGAUCAGGAGUUGGGCUUUACCGAUCGUCUUAUCGGCUCCAACUUCUCCAACUACUCCAGCUGGCACUACCGCAGCACCCUGCUGCCGCUGCUCCACCCGGAGUCUCCCGAGCCCCCAUCGCCGUGUCGCGAGCCUCCCCAUUCCUCCCCUCCACCUUCUCCGCAAACCCACUCCCAUCGCGUCUGCGAGGAGCAGCUGCUCAAAGAAUACGAGCUCGUACAAAAUGCUUUCUUCACUGACCCCAACGACCAGAGUGCUUGGUUCUACUAUCGCUGGUUGCUAGGCAGAGCCGAACGUGAGGAGAUGAUCAGCUGCGUGUAUGUCAGCCGGGAUGAGGAGCGAGUUGCCGUCGCCUUCUCCAGGCCUGUUAACGCGCAGUCCGUCGGCCUCCUGCUGGUGCUCGACGGUCAGCCCCAGCGAGUCGAGUGGAGGAGUGUGCACCCGCGCUUCAAACACAGCCCUGUGUGGAUCUGCGACCUUCCUCCUGGAACGAUAAGCGACAUCACGAACGAACACAAUCUGACCGUGCACUGGACUGAAAAACACACUCACAGAGACUGCGCUCUGUACACAGGUCGAACUGAGAGUUGGUGUCGGGACUCCGCUACGGAUCAGGAACUUUUCAGGAGUGAACUCUCUGUAGAGAAGACCUCAGUGUUACAGUCGGAGCUACAAUCAUGCAACCAGCUCCAAGAACUGGAGCCGCUCAAUAAGUGGUGCUUACUGACCAUUAUCCUCCUGAUGAGGGCACUAGACCCCCUGGGAUAUGAAAAGGAGACGCUUGCUCAUUUCCAAACGCUCAAAGAAGUCGACUCCAUGCGCUCGGCGUAUUACAGCGACCUGUGCAGCAAGUUCAUGAUCGAGAACACCAUCCUGAAAAUGGAGUACGCCGAAGUGCGCGUCUUCAGCAUUUCUGACAAGAAACUCACGACCUUAUGCCACCUGGACCAGCUGUUAUUGGUCACCCACAUCAAUCUGUCCUCUAAUCAGCUGCAGCGGCUGCCUCCUCAGUUCGCCAUGUUGCAGUGCCUGGAGGUCUUGGAGGCUGAUAACAACUCCAUAGAGAACCUGGAGGGAGUCUAUCACCUUCCCAAGCUGGAGGAAGUCCUCUUGAAGAAUAACAAAAUCUCUACACUGGCAGCUCUUCAGCCGCUGGCCUCCUGCCCCAAGCUGAAACGCCUCGAUCUCCGUGGCAACCCUGUCACUCAGACGGCCAACGUCGAGGCGGAGUUAGCCGAGCUGCUGCCCUCAGUCACAGACCUCCUGCUCUGAUCGGGAGUCACUGCCAUCGUCACCAUCCCCAUCACCAUCCCCAUCCCUCGGUCGUCCUUCACCUUCUCUCUUGUUUGUUUGUUUGUGAAAGCGCAAGUGCUCUCGUGACUCCGUUCCACUUGCUUGGAAGAAUCUCAAUCACGUCGUCUCCCCCCCUUGAGGGUUUUAAAACUUCAUGCUUCAGAGCGUAUGUCAGAAAAUCUCUAACACCUUCAGCGAAACGUCUAGAUUUCUGUGUGUGUAUGUGUGAGCGCGUAAUAACCAAUGUUGCAUUUCGUGUGUGUAUGUGUGAGUGCGGACGUCCUUAAUACAACAAAUGCAUGCUAAAACACUGAUAGGAGUAAAGUGACUGUAAACGGAUCGGCGUGCAGCAAUGCUGGCUUAUUGCUUCUAUAAGCAACUUAAACGAGAAGCUUAUACCAUGUUCAGAGCAUCGCAUAGUUCCCAUUCACAUUUUUUAAAACGGUUGUGUAAAGCAUUUAAUAUAUGACACUAUACUGUUGCACAGUAAGUCACAGACCCAGUAAUAAAACAGCACACAUUGUGUCACUGCCUUCCAGA
Messenger RNA from Larimichthys crocea (large yellow croaker), 2487 nucleotides. It is a transcript of the gene rabggta, whose product is annotated as Rab geranylgeranyltransferase subunit alpha. The transcript is spliced from 17 exons. Gene Ontology annotation, biological process: protein geranylgeranylation. Gene Ontology annotation, molecular function: protein binding; Rab geranylgeranyltransferase activity; zinc ion binding. The record is from RefSeq and is a predicted model, not a curated record. Gene Ontology annotation, cellular component: Rab-protein geranylgeranyltransferase complex; cytoplasm. Bases 175 to 1926 code for a protein of 583 amino acids. Lineage: Eukaryota; Metazoa; Chordata; Actinopteri; Sciaenidae.